Messenger RNA from Melanotaenia boesemani (Boeseman's rainbowfish), 5047 nucleotides. Its product is annotated as protein SSUH2 homolog. NCBI's taxonomy places the organism in Eukaryota, Metazoa, Chordata, Actinopteri, Atheriniformes, Melanotaeniidae. Gene Ontology annotation, molecular function: heat shock protein binding. The transcript has 12 exons. Bases 162 to 1274 code for a protein of 370 amino acids. The record is from RefSeq and is a predicted model, not a curated record.
UAGCAGAACUGAGCUGGCCAGCAAAACUCAGCUCUCCCUUAUAGGAGCCGGCUCUUGUCGUUUGAUAGACAGAUUCGUUUCUUAGAUCCGACUCGUUCGUGAACGGCACAUCGCAGGCUUCUCCUUGUUGUCCGGAGCUUGAGUCGCGGAGCGGCGGAGAAAUGGACGAAAGAGACGACGAUCUGGGUUCAUUUGAUCCAAACAUACCAGAGGAGGGACCAUCGGCGCCACCUCCUGGCUGGCUGGAGGACAUACACGGAUACCAGGGCCACAAAGGAGGAAGUCCGGAGGAUGACAACCCGUUGUACCCACCUCCCCCUGCCUAUAACCCCCAGCCUGAACUCAACAGGAGCACUUCUGUACCCAGUGUCAGGGUCCCCUCUGUGUCGGAGGAUGUGGCCCGAGAAGCUCUGCUCAAGUUUGUGGAAUCAAAAUGGAAGUACAGCUCCAAGCCUGCCAGAAACCUGAGGUUCAAAGACCUGAAACCCGUCACAGUUUACAGGUAUCGACUGGAGACCUACACCGAGACCAGAGCCAGUGCCUGGCAGUUUGAGUCCUACAACGGUCAGCCGGUUGAUGGUCCUCAGUACGGUAUGAGUCCUCCACCGUGGGACAUCCCGGUGUCGCUGCCUCAGAUCUACACUGACAAGGUGGAAAAGAUCCGAGUGCCGCACUCGUCGUUUGUGAAGGUGUGUCACAAGUGUCACGGCUGUGGAAGAACUCGCUGUACUGGCUGCUUUGGCAGAGGUCAGAAACGUUGCACUUUCUGCAACGGUCACGGUCGGACCCGGAACAAACGCUGCACCUCCUGUCACGGCCGAGGACGGAAGAGGUGUUUGAGCUGCCGUGGCGAUGGCUACAAGACUUGCACGGUUUGUCACGGUGCUCAGAACCUGCUGCAUUUCAUCCAGCUCACAGUCACAUGGAAGAACAACAUCAGUGAUUUUAUUCCAGACCGCCAGCCGGACUUCCCUGACAAGAAAUUUGAGAAAGUUUCAGGAGAUCCUUUCUUCAUUGAUGAGAACGUGUUGGUUUAUCCGAUCCAGGGUUUCCCUGAUCAGGAGAUCUGUGACAUUUCAACUAAACUGAUUAAUGAACACCUUCAUCGCUUCACCUCUACCAGUCGCAUCCUGCAACAGCGUCAGACCAUCGAGCUGGUGCCUCUGACUCAUGCUUACUACGACUACAAUGGCAAAGACUACAGCUUCUUUGUGUAUGGGGUAGAGAACAAAGUGUUUACCUCCAAAUAUCCCACUGCCUGCACUAUUUUGUAAGCUACGAAUGGUCUGAAUGUGAACCACCUUUGUGGGUCAGAUCAGACGCCUCAUGUACCAACACUAUGUAAAUGUUCCGUACGCCAUGUUCCACACACACAUUGGGAUGUACAGAAAACAGCUAUGUGUGGAUGUGCACACCGCCACACAAAUGUUCGACCUGCCGUGAGAAUGUGUAUACCCCACGCAAACUCUUGUCAUUUGAAAGUGGCAGACUACAAAGUAUUGAAAUGCUCCUUUAUACACUGAAAUAUGUUCCAGUAACUUUCUGAAGUCAAAAUGGAAAAAAAUGUCAUGCAUUAAGCCCAAACCACAUUUAACCUCAUUUCCCCACAUACAAUACCACUUAAUAAAAUUCCACAACCUAAAUGUGUAAAGUAAACUGAGGAGUUUUCUCUGUUUGUCACAUGACGACAUUAACACAUCAGUGACCGCACACACAUUUACACAUAUGACAUGAAAUAAUCUUAUUGUCGCUGAGAAGGCAGCACAGUGUCAGAUGACCAUAUUAAUUAAGAACAAAACAAUUGAUAUAAGUUCCUAAAUGUAUGAUUUGUCUGACUCCGUCGUUUCAUCUUAACUCCCUCAUCAUAUUCCCAACGUGUCUCUGGGAUUCCAGCUCAGUGUUGGUCAGUACGCGGUCACACUGGUGUCCUCGGCAGCUGAGGUCUGAGGUGUUUCAGAUCUUUUCACCUCCAGCUGUGCAGCUGCAGCAGAGAUGCUGGCCUCAUCCGUGUCCAUUUCCUGACCCAGAGCUGUGGAUGGUGUGUCAGUGACGCUGCGCUCAGUUUCCAGUUUUUCUUAAAUGUGUUUGCAGGAAGUCAGAAAGUUUGUCUGAUGAUGGAAGCGCUAUCAUCUCUGAACCUCGUCCUGAAGGUGCAACUCUCCACUGAUGUGCAGCAUUCUUUCUUUUUACAUUAACUUUGAUGUUGGAUCAUUUUCAUUCUUAUUUCAGCUGUGAUGGUAUCACUUAAAAAUGAUCAGUAAUCAAAUCAAACAUGCAAAACUAUUGUAUUUCAGUAAAUCUGAGCACAUUUAAAUUUUAUUAGGCUAUGGAACACAGGCAAAGCGUGCUGGGAGGCUCCGCCCACCUAUCUAACACACUACAAGUGUGUAUCGGUUGUUUUAGCUUUCCUUCACCUCUGAUUCAACCACAUCAGUUUCAUAUUCUCUUAAAUUAUUCUUCUUUUUUGAUGUUUCUGGUGUGUUGUUAUUUGGGAUAAAGGUGAAAGGGUGCCAUUUAUUUAUUUUCAUUUGCUUAUUUAUUAAUGGAAGGAGUUGAGGCGGUCCUGGAGCUGUGCUCAAUUCCAGGUCAGUUGGGAUGUAUAAAGGAAAGAUACAAUUCAUACAGAUUCAUACAUCUGAAAAUGUUUUGUCAUGCGCCGUCCUUGAAUAAAAGUGAUGCAAUCCUUCGUACGUGAGGGCCCUGGUCUGCGAGAAGGUUUAUGUUGGAGACAAGUUGGAAAUGAUUUAUAUUCGACUGACGUUACUACCUUAAUACUAAAUUAUUAGUCUCCAUAUACACACAAGUGCCAACCUACAGACCCAGCAGGCAUCUCAUUAUGUUGAUAAUUAUUGCUCAUUAGAAAUGAAGGAACUAAAGUUUGCAGCAGGCUGUCAGCGUCACAUCCGUCAAGUUAAUCCGUCCCCACUUCUUCCCUUCUGCACACUUCCUCAGACAUGAUGUUAGCAGCACUAACGGGAGCAUAAAGCUUUACUCAAACCGUUUUUAAGAGCUUUUGAGCAUUUUUAGCCUUUUUGACAGCAACAGUUUAGUAAACAGAAAAGAGGAAACAAGGAUGAUGCAGACUGAACUAAAAUCAAACCCUAAGUGAAUAUUUGGUACAUGGAUCAUACGUUUUACCCAGAGAGCUGCAGUUUACCUGUUUUAUUACAUGCUUUAAAUUCAAACUUGUGUUUGAUUAUGAUCUAAGAUUCAUCUCGGGCCUAAACUGCCUUUUUUUUUUUUUUAAGUUGAUCUGUCAGAGAAACUUGAUCAGCAACAACCAGACUUCAGGGACUACUUGUUUUUGUUUUAGCAAAAAAAAAAAAGUUAAAACAUAUUUUAGUCAGAAAUUUUCUGCGUUUUCACCUGUGAGCUCAGACUCCUCAGAGCAACCAAGUCAUCUCAAGGCACUUUUACACACCGUCCAAUUCAAUCCAAUUCAUUGUAGUCCAAUUAUAAUCCAAUUAAACAAACCUGUUAUAUGAUUCACAUUAGUCCAAUUUGUAACUGUUUUCUCAUAAAGCAAAUCAUGAAAAAUAAUUACUUAGCUAAAGAAAAUAACAGAUUGCGUCAAUUCUCUUCAUCAAAACCUGUGUGAUAUAAAUAUCUGUAAAGUUUCGCUGAAUUCUUUGUCGAACUCGCAGGAUUUUUAUUCUGCACAGCUUCUGAAAGCUCAGUGCGAGUCACUGCAGUGAACUUGUGUCCAUCAUUUAUCUGCUUUGACUUCUGAACAUUUUACCUCUGCUACUGUUUUAGCAUCUCGUUUUUUUAUUUUAGUUUCAGACAGAAGUGUGUUUACAGCUUCAUUUUAAUCUGCUCGUUGCUGGGUUUGUGUGUUUCAAGACUUAAAACACUCCCUACAUCACUGAUGAGCCUGAAAAUGAGUUCAGACAUCUUGGUUUUGGUUAAUAAGUUAAUGAUAGAUUAGCAUUUCCUCACUGAUUUAAUUGUAUUUAGAAAGCAGAAUCUGCUGCAGUAGACUCAGUAGAGGUAGGAUAGAGUCAUGUUUCUAUUGUGUUGCUUUAGCUUCCUUCUUAAUGAGAAUUUUGAAUGCUUUGACAACUGGGGAUACUGAUCGUUGAUACCAACGUUCUUUACAGUUUGUCAUUGACAAAUAUUUUUUAACUUAUUCAUGAUUCUCGGAUGGAAUUCGGGCUAAACUGGUGAGCCUAAACCAGUUUGAAAGACUUGGUGGAUACUGCUUUAUACCCAGUCCUGGCACCCUCACUGGUCACUAUUUAAUCUGCUGAUUGCAGGAUUUCCAGGAUCAUGUUCUUGAAUAUUCUAGAAACAUCUCUGUUAUUAUUUGCAUCUAGUACAGCAUUUUGGGGUGUUGCUGCAUUAACUUCUAGAUAUGUUGAUAUUUUCAAUGGCAAUGAAGACAAAAGACAAAAAUCACUUUUCUCGAAAUGAGGUCUGUUGUAUUAAUUUUCAGGCUUUAAACUACUGUUUGUUUGUUUAUUUGUUUUUUUAAUUUUAUUGACCACAGGAUUAAUGGAGCCAAAACUGACAGAAUUCUCAAUAAUUAAAUUACUUUUUUUUUUACUUUUUUUUUUUUUUUUUUAAGGACCAUAAUACCAAAACCAACCAAAUCCUAAAAAGACAUUUCCAUGAGUGUUUUUGUUUUCAGGACAAACAGUUUAAACAGUGAAAAUGUUAAAUAGGUGCUGGUUUAUCGGAAAGUCCAACUUAAAACUGAAGUUCUGAACUCACCUUGUUUUGUUGUCAGUCCAUCCAGACUCUGGUGUUUCAGUUUACAUAAUGCAGCUUUUCUUUGUGUCUCAGUCAUGGUUUUACCACUUUGAAUGUUAUAUGUAAAAGUUAAAUAUAUUUUGUUACAAGUAGUGGAACAUAAUACACUAAAGUUUCUUUUUCCACUUUAUUAUGAGUAAAGCAGUUUUCUACAGUGACAGAGCUACUGUCUCGUAUAAUGCAGGUCUCUGCCACUUCAGUAAACUUUUACAGUAACAUUGUAAAGUUAGUUGAUAAUUUUAUAUAAUAAAACCUGUAUUCAUUGAAUGAAUCACAAAUAAAUAUUUUACUUUGA